Molecule: messenger RNA, 1164 nt
Organism: Epithele typhae
Lineage: Eukaryota; Fungi; Basidiomycota; Agaricomycetes; Polyporales; Epitheliaceae
Product: EamA-like transporter family-domain-containing protein
Exons: 11
Coding region: 1-1164 (387 amino acids)
Cellular component (GO): membrane
Source: RefSeq, a predicted model, not a curated record
AUGGCCGCACCGUCCCAGACCGCACAAUCUUCUGCGGCAGAAUCUCAUCUGGCCGUCACUCAGAGUCGAGAAGCGGCCCCUUCAACCAGUUUAUGGAGGGCCCUACGUGAAUUCGUCAAGGCGAACUAUGGACUGUCGCUCGUCGCUUCAGCUCAAAUUUUCUUCGCUCUUAUGAACGUCGGGGUCAAGACGCUGAACACUUUAGAUCCCCCUGUUCCCCCGAUUGAACUCGUCUUCGUGCGGAUGGCAGUCACCUGGGCAUGUUGUCUGCUUUACAUGUACUGCAUGGGCAUUGCAGACCCUUUUCUCGGACCUAAAGGCGUACGGCUCCUCCUCGUACAGCGAGGGAUCUUUGGGUUCAUCGGCCUGUUCAGCCUUUACUAUUCGUUGCAAUAUCUAUCGCUUUCGGAUGCAACCGUACUCCAGUUCCUGUCACCGAUGUUCACUGCGUUAGCCAGUGCCAUCUUCUUGCGCGAGCAUUUCUCGGUGCGCAAUGCCCUUGCUGGUCUCGCGAGCUUGAUUGGCGUCGUCCUGAUCGCCAGACCAGCAUUCCUGUUUGGCAACAUAGACAGCACCAUUCCUACUAUCCCUGGCGAGGGGGAUGCCCCUGAAGUGUCACCAGCGCAACGCUUACUCGCUGUAGGGCUUGCACUCAUCGGUGCCCUCGGAGCGGCCGGCGCAUAUACGACGAUCCGCUACAUCGGCUCGCGCGCGCACACCCUUCACAACAUGGUUGCGUUCUCGUCGCUCUGCGUAAUCCUCACGACGUUCGUGAUGCUCGUCACUCAAACACCGGUAGUCGUGCCCUUGCGCUGGGACUGGCUGGCCAUCCUGCUCUUCAUCGGACUCGCGGGCUUCGUCGCUCAGACGCUGCUCACCAUGGGCCUGCAACGCGAGGCAGCGGGACGGGGCACGAUCGCAGUCUACGGCCAGAUCGUCUUCGCGACUGCGUUCGAGUUCGCCUUCUUCCACACAGUCCCGCCGCCUCUGUCUAUUGUCGGAACCGUGAUCAUAAUAGGCUCCGCCCUCUACGUUGCCCUAUCCAAGAAGAGCACUCAUGCGAUCAAGGGCACGGUCACUUCACGGGACGAUCCGGCAGUCGAAGACGGGCUUCUCGCGAACCACGAGGAGGAGUCUGGAGAUAUCGAUGACACCCGGCACUAG